AUGAACCUCGACUCAGAUCCUGCGCUGCCGCGAUCCUCGCGAAAACAUUCGCGAACCAGUGAUCUUGAAGACGACGUGUCUGACUGGAGCUCCGACGUCUCUGGGCGCUUUGAUGACGCGGCCGAAGAGCCUGGAUUAGAAGAGUACCAGUCAUGUGAAGCAAAGCCGGCAAAACGACGGCGCUCAAAUGACUGGCCUCUCCCCGAAGAAGCUGCAGAUUAUGGACACCCGGAUCGCCGAGUCGCUCGCAACGCAUACAUCACUGACGGCGCUGGCGCUGGCGCUGGUCCCGGCCCCGUCCCUGGCCCAGGCUACAGAGGGUCUCCUCGGGCGUCACCUCGAACCUCGCUCGCGUCACUCCGGGGUCGUACGGCUGCCGCGUUGACCGGUAGUCCCCGGGCUCGACUAGGUCGACGAUCGCGAUUUGUCGAGGCGAACAUGUCGGAUAGCAUCAGCGAAGAGCCUCCCACCGUCUUCGUCCAAGAUGCCAAGCCGCCCGGUCCUCGACAUCGUCCUUCGGGGAUCUUCAGGUUCGGCAAGGCAAUUGCUUCCGCGUUCAACCCAUUCGGUGGGUGGGGCCGUCCGAGCCCGCCGCCUCCUAAAGAUACCCUGACGCAGGCCGAGGAGGCAUAUGCUGAGCUCAAGAAAGCAAGGUACAAGGGCACAAACAAGGGCUCCUACAUGCAGAGGCAGAACGUUGCCUCCGCGACGGCUCGUGGUGCGGUUGAUCCUCAUCACGCGGAUCAGACAUGGCACACGUUGCAAAGCAAAUUCAAUUCUGGCGCGGAAGGGUCCUCGACUAUGAACUCGCAAGCAAGCGACCGAGGCGAAUACCAUGGACACUCUCGAUCAACAUCCAAGUCCUCAAAGCGUUCCUCGUUCCAAGACUUGCGGUCCAUUGGUAUCCCAUUCGUCAGAUACCAUGAUCUGUCAUCCGCCACGUCGGUCUACCAAGAACGGACGUCGGAAGAGUCAAUUGACAAUACCACUGGUCUGCGGAAACAAAGAUCACGCAAGGAGAUCUCUCGCCAGACCAAGCUCCUCAAAAAAGUCAGCAACUUGGAAGAUAAAUUGGAAAGAGCCCGGCGAGAACUUCGUCAACUUUCCGGCAAUGAGGAACGACUGCCUUCCACGGAUGUCGAUCAGAAGCCCUCCAAUCUAGACAUGGACCCGGCCAGUUAUCCUCGUAAAUUUGUGCCGGGGGCUCUGCCAACCCUGCCAUCCGAACGACUUCUCGACCAGCACGCCGCAGAUGUCGAUCGGCCUGGAUCGUGUACCCCGGAGAUCACCGCCCUCCCGACUGUUGAGGAGAGAGAGAACUUCUCGCCAGGCCCAUCAACGGGUGGUUUCAGCAGGCCCGUGUCCAGGUCACCGAGUAAGCAGCACGGUGAGACACGGCAACCGUCAAUGAGUAAGACUACCUCCUCCCGCAAGAGGAAGUCGGAUCCUGAACAUCUCGAUAGCCGGCAUCCGAAGCCCCUUGAGUCCCCCACGCCGCAGCGUCUCAAUAGCAAAGCCGCCGAUCACGAUCACGACCGCGGCUCUUCGCUAAUCACCGAGCUGAUCAACGACAAAACGAACAAUCUCGAUACGCUGAGCCCACCACGUCCAGCGAAAUGGCAGAAGCAAGAAGCUGGUGAUAGCCCCGGGUCCGCAAGUCGCAAGCGCGACGUAGACCGCGACAAGACCCUCGAUGCGGCACAUAAAAAAUCACCACAUCCGAAAGCUCGUGGAUCCUCUCCAGCAGCAAGUCGGUCACCACAGUGUCAAUCCGUUCUAUCGCCCGCUUCAUCCAAAGCCGGUCUCCCGCGCAGCAGAAGCCAAUCUAAUCUGCGAUUCACCUCCCCCGCGGCCGUGAGUCCGACCAAGACCAUUCCCGAGUCUCCCGCUGGCACCGGAGGAGGAGUAGGAGGACCAGGCGACGAUGUGUUUUCAUCCUCCCCGGCGUUCCUGGAAAUGCCACAUGCAUUCUACCUGCAAUCACAUUGUCAGCUUGAUCCUGAUCGAAAGCCUCUUCCGUCGCCCACAAAGCCCCAAACAACCCGAAAGCGGAGCCGACAUGACAGCAGUGACAUUCCUCCCGUCCCGCCUCUGCCCCAGGAGCUUCUGAUGAACAAUAAUGUCCAAAUUCACCGAUCCCCCAUCAAGCGAAUGAAUUCGACCGAUCAGCCAGUCGACAGGGCAGGCGACGCAGGUGCCGAGGCCAUGGAUGAAGACGAGGUCGCGUCGGUGCAGAGUCCUCGGCCGUCAUUCUUGGAGAACUAUCCAUGGCCUGAGACCAUAUUUUGA
Penicillium diatomitis is the source of this 2289-nucleotide messenger RNA. Its product is annotated as putative nuclear RNA binding protein. The transcript has a single exon. The record is from RefSeq and is a predicted model, not a curated record. The coding region runs from base 1 to 2289 and encodes 762 amino acids. Lineage: Eukaryota; Fungi; Ascomycota; Eurotiomycetes; Eurotiales; Aspergillaceae.